UUUGAAUACGUUGUUUAAUGUUUAUCUCUGUUUUCAUUCCUAUUUUCGUGGCAACUUUUUAUUCCUUACCUUUCCUUCUUCACUAGUAGAUAUGAUUUUACGUAUCAAAUUCGAAAAACAAUUUCUCUGUUUUUUCUUAUAAUAUUUAUUUUUUUGGAAUGAAAAACAAGAAUAUCCAUAUGCUGAAGUAAGCUUUAUUGUCAGCAAAGCACCAACCUUAGGCAUGUAUUUCUUUGUUUGUUAGUUCAUACUAGUUUUUAUAUAUAAUCUUGGCGGCUUUUCUUCCCAUUUUUCAAACAUUUAAUGGCUUUAGGUAAUUCCUUUUUUAUUCAAAACGUAUGAUAUAUAUUUGAUUAUCGUCAUAAUGGGUGUUUACUUUUAAUUUUUAUAUGAAAAUCUCCAUUUUUUAAUUCUUUAGAAUUCAAAUUUGGAUUUUCUUAUUGUACUUGUUAAUGGGGUCUUAUUAUUAUUAUUUUUGCUUUUUGAUUAUUCAGAUCAAGGAUUAAAUUCUGGACUAGUGUCUUGUAAAACACUUCCUCCUUUGUCUUGAAUCAAGAAGCAUUGAAUUUUCUGAGUUGAUGGAAUUCAUAUAAAUUGUUUUGAUAUGUUUUGAAAAGACGAGGGAAAAAAGAAACAAUUUUGUUGGUGAAUUAGGAAGGAAGAUAACAUGAUUUUUGCAAAGAUAUUAGAAUCAGAAAAGAGAAAUGUGAUUGUGGGAAUUCGAUUUGAUGGACAUAUUAGAGAGUUGUUGAAUUGGGCUAUUGUAAAAGUUGCAGAACCUGGAGACAGAGUUAUUGCUCUACAUGUUUGUCGUGAUGCCGGUGGAUCUUAUUUCUUUGGUGUCAGAAGGAAGUUCUAUUAGAAGAGCUUUGAUUAGGGAAGCAAAGAACCAUGCUGCAUUAGCUGUUGUAGUAGGAACUAGCAAGCAUAGUACUCUUGGGAGCUGGACCUCAAUUGCUAAAUAUUGUGCAAAGAGGCUGCCUACCACUACUGAAGUUAUGGCCAUUGACAAUGGGAAGGUUUUCUUUAGAAGAAGCUCUACCUCCUCACACAAAGGUUCUUAUGGUGAUCCAAAGCCGAGUAUCGAUCUAGAAAGAAAGUCUACUUCAAGGUAUUGCCAAUCUGAAUUUGGUGAAUCUGAGAUAUCAUUGGAGAUGGAAAGGUUCAGUUGUGAAGUGACGAGGACUUUGGAGCGAUGGGAAAAUGGUAUACAAAACAUAAAAGAGGAAAAUACAAUUCCUUCAGGAAAACACAAGAAAGGUUCUCUUUCGCUAGGUACUAUUUCUCUUCCUACAGAUGAUUCUGCUGCUGAUACUCCUCCUGGUUGGCCCCUUUUACAAACUGCGAGCUCAUUAAACGAACCUGCUAAAGUGGUAAGAAAGAUGUCGGUAGUGCAGUGGGUGAUGACCUUGCCAAACAGAUCUAUGUUAGAUAGUCCUAAAUCAAAUUCUUCUCCGAAAGAGAACCAAAAUGCUUUUGGGAUGGAAAAUGGCUACUCCGUCAUGGAUUGCAACGAAAAGGAACGUACAUCAGUAUGUAACCAGCUGAUAAAAGAUUUGCGCCUUAUACUUGAGGCAAAUUCGUCUGGCUGCAUAUGGUUUAGCUAUGAUCUUUUAAGAUCAUCGACUUCUAACUUCUCCUCGGAGAAGUUGAUUGGGAAAGGAGGGGGCAACAGCGUAUACAAAGCGCUCUUUUCCGAUGGAAAAUCAGUGGCGGUGAAGGUUAUGAAUUCAUCAGAGGAAGCAAGGACGAAUUUCAGGCAGGAAAUGGACAUUAUGACCAGAGUGAAGCACAAGAAUAUCGCUCAUCUACUUGGAAUUUGCAUAGAGGAUUCUGAUCUGAUAUCUGUUUACGAUUUUCUUUCAAAAGGGAAUUUAGAAGAAAAUAUACACGGAAGAACCAAAUCAGUAUUGCGAUGGGAAAGAAGAUUCAGAAUAGCCGUUGGAAUUGCAGAAGCCUUAAAUUACCUACACAAUGAAUGUCCAAGGCCUGUUAUUCACAGAGAUGUCAAGUCAUCAAACAUCCUUCUCCGUGAUGAUUUUGAACCACAGUUAUCCGAUUUUGGGUUAGCGAUAUGGGGCCCCAGAAAGGCGUCGUUCUUGACUGAUACUGAUGUGGUAGGAACCUUUGGUUAUCUAGCACCAGAGUAUUUUAUGUAUGGAAAAGUAAGUGAUAAGAUUGAUGUCUAUUCCUUUGGAGUGGUUCUGCUGGAACUAUUAUCAGGGAGAAAAGCUAUUGGCUUUGAGACUCCCAGUGGUCAAGAAAGCUUAGUCAUGUGGGCGAAACCUAAGUUAGAAAGUGGGAAUUUCAACGCAAUUCUGGAUGAGAAUUUGAAUGUAUGUGUUGAAGAUGAUCAAGUCCAAAGAAUGAUUCUUGCAGCAAGACUCUGUCUUACACAGGCAGCACGGCUACGUCCUAACAUAAGCCAGAUCCUGAAGACGUUGAAGGGGGAGAAAGAUGGGAAUGAAGAAGCUGUUGUUGGAAACAACAAUACAGAUGAAUAUAAUGAUGAUGAAGUAUAUCCAGAUUCAAGUGCAGAGUCCCAUUUAAGUCUUGCAUUUCUUGACGUUAAUUAUGAUAAUUCGACAUCCUUCAGCAGUAGUCAAGACCGAAGCAGUCCUCUUUCUUCUGUAGAUGAAUAUUUGAGAAAAAGAUGGAGCAGAUCAUCAAGCUCUGAAUAUUAGCUUUUAAUUAAUUUAUAAAAAGUUUGCAAUCUGUCAUUUGUAUAGUUCAAAAAGAAGCACCCAUUUUUGAGGUGAUUAGAUGUAGACUGAAGGAACCAAAAACUUUGUGUUAAUGGCAACCAAAGUUUGGCAACCCCACAGAUAUUUUACAGUUCUGUGGAUCAGAUUUGGAAUUUGAGUGUGGUCAAAUUGUGUUUGCAAUAAAGUUCUUUAGUAUCGUUUUCUUUUUC
Capsicum annuum is the source of this 2914-nucleotide messenger RNA. RefSeq names its product protein kinase STUNTED. Bases 804 to 2684 code for a protein of 626 amino acids. Gene Ontology annotation, biological process: protein phosphorylation. Lineage: Eukaryota; Viridiplantae; Streptophyta; Magnoliopsida; Solanales; Solanaceae. Gene Ontology annotation, molecular function: protein kinase activity; ATP binding. The record is from RefSeq and is a predicted model, not a curated record. The transcript is spliced from 9 exons.